Molecule: messenger RNA, 1710 nt
Organism: Coniophora puteana RWD-64-598 SS2
Lineage: Eukaryota; Fungi; Basidiomycota; Agaricomycetes; Boletales; Coniophoraceae
Exons: 14
Coding region: 1022-1705 (227 amino acids)
Source: RefSeq, a predicted model, not a curated record
CGCCUUCGCUGCCUACCUCCGCGAUACCGCCAUCGACGGGCAGUCGAGGCUUCAGAUUUCUGUGUCCGUGUGUCGACUAAAGCAAUGUUUAGUCAUUGACAGUAACGAAUGAAAGCCAAAACUACCAGCGAUUGCCAACUCGGUGUCUCUUAUUAUCUGCUCUGAUCGCAAUCGAUGUUAUACAGCAUGUGGAUCUGAAACGGCUUCUCGAUAUAAUACUAGGGUGCAAUGUGUCACGGGCAUAUAGAAGCCUGAAGUCCAAAAUCCCUGGCAUCGCGAUGUUUGUGACGGCAAUCCGAGGGGGUAGAUCACGCGCACGGUGCUACCGUCGGGUGCACGAUGGUGGUCUUGCUGAUUCUCGAGUCGAGGGGAUACGGCAAGAUGCUGUGGAACCAGCAUCUUCAAGUCCUCGGCCGGACCCGACUGUUCUACACACGUGGGCGACGCUGGCGAGAGUUACUUGCACGCUAAGCUCUAGGCUCAUUUUAUCUUAUUCGGUCAUUCACCAUUAUAGUACAGCAGCAUGCAUAUGAUUGGUCCUUUGCCCAGCGCACCAACGUACCCAUGACUUCGUUUUAUCGGCCAAACCUCAGAGCAGGUCUUUUGGACACCAGGGAGCCGAUAUAGUCCGGGGGAGCACCUAGGGGCAUCUCUGUCUUCCUUACCCUGCUCGCCAUGCUAAGCUUCAUAAACGCCCAUCCUCCUGCAUCAGCCCACUCUCAGAUUGUCAGGUAUUGCAGAGUCGCUCCGGCCGCUUUAUGGGCGGGUAUUUCCAGGCUUCUAUUAUUGUCCACUUUUAAUAUCGGGCUAGGCUUUUGACUAUUUUUUGACGAUGGACGAUGAGCUCAGGAUAAUAUGGAUGGCAAAGCGAUGGAGGCUUACCCACGCGAUGUUCUUCAUCGUUCGGUAUCUACCUGUGGCCAGCUUCUUGGCUGCCAUCAUAUAUUCGUUGGCUACGCGCUCAUCCUCCGGGUGCAGAAACUGACAACUCUGCUUGAAAGAUACACUGCUUAGCCUAGAAAUGGCGCUAUGCUUGAGACUGUACAAGCUUCUAGGAACCUCACUGUUAAUCCUCAUGAUCACGACUGAAGGGCUCUUAUGUCUCCGGACCCUAGCUCUAUGGCACCAACAUCGCGCAGUAAAGGUUGCUUUCGUUUCAAUAUACAUCAUGGCCUGUACCGCAGCUACCGUCUGCAUAACUCUGGCGCUCACGUUCAACCUCGAUAGUGUAUGUUCGACAUCCGCCAAGAAUGCGAGCUCGUCAUCCGCGGAAGAGCAGAUUGAGAAAGUGCUCAUGGGUGCAUUCUCAGCGAUAGCAGUUUUCGAAUUCGCGGUUGUUUGUUCGACGCUACUCCACGGAUUUAUGAAUUCGCGCGCGAGACCCUCUAGUCGCCUUUCAGUCUCUCUCAGACAAGGCAACUUGCUCUAUGCUGUAACGUUGUUUGUAAUGUCGGUGGCCAACGCGGUUUUCUUUGAUCUCCCGCUCUCCGAUGGCUGGACAGGUCUUCUCGAUGUCUUCCAAGGUGUUUUACAUGGUGUCAUGGCCUCUCGGAUAAUUCUCUCUCUACGAAACGCAGACAGCCUCGAAGAAACAGAGCGGAUCCCCGAGUCGUUUGGAAUGAGUGGGAUCCGUACUAUGCAGUUUGCGUCGUCGGCAGAAGACGAUACCACACGACUCAGAUCCUCAGAGAGCACUCAGCGGUGAUAAUC